This is a messenger RNA of Podarcis muralis (Common wall lizard), 2103 nucleotides long. NCBI's taxonomy places the organism in Eukaryota, Metazoa, Chordata, Lepidosauria, Squamata, Lacertidae. The record is from RefSeq and is a predicted model, not a curated record.
CUGAGAGAGCCUGCAGGAUGAAGGCACAACUUCUGCAGAAAAGAAGAGUUGUGUGAAAAAAGACAGGAGAGGCCUGGAACUGAGAGAGCCUAUACAAAUCCACAAGGAAAACACACUUGAGAAUGUUUGCCUUCAGUAGCAAAUGUAUGUCAUUAUGAGCAAUUAUUUCCAGAGUUCUUUAAUUAAUGAUCCUGCAGUUACCAUCUUCGUACUUUGCACCCUUGCUUUCUUUCAACCAAGUUCAUGUGUACUACAAAAUGAGAUUAAAUAUGACAUAUGGAAAGCAGUGAUGGACGAUUUGAACCUCACCAUUGAAGCACUCCCUACUAAGAUUGAUGCUACUUUAUAUACUGCAGACUUAAAAGAUUUUAGUGGCUGUAAUUUAUCGGUGGUGAAAUGCUUUCAGCUUGAGAUGCAAGUAAUUUCGUAUGAAUAUAAAUUUGAAAAUGAUACAAAGUUACAGAACAAAGUAGAUAACAUAAUCGAUAAUGUUAAAUACCUUUUGGAAAAUGACAAACAGGAAACAAAAACAUCCAAGUGGCAGCAGUGUGAAACAUUUGCAGAAAAAAACUGCACAGAUUUUUUAAAGAACUUCAAAACUUUUGCACAAAUGUGCUACACAGAGUUAAAAGCCAAAUGAGAUUUCACUGUAGCAGGAAGGAAUAACUUAUUGCCUCCUAGAAUUGAAGAACUAGGAAAAUAGAACAGGGUCAACGUAGAACAGGUGGUGGUAAGUUAACACCAUUACAAACUUGGCAAGAAUCCUGCAAUUGAAUCCUGCAGUAUACCUUAAAAAAAGAUUACCCAUUUACAAAAUAGGGCUAACAUUGAGCCUCUUUAUAUUUGGCUUCUACAAUGUGGAUUCUGGAGUCCUUAACAAGCCAUUGUAACUUAAAAUUCCUAGGAAGCUUGAAAGGACCAUAUGGUGCAGAAGGAGAAGAGAGUGUGAACCACACGAAACAGCCUGUGAUGCAUUGUUAGCCUAUGUGUAGGGAACCUUGGCCCUCCAGAUGAUGUUGAACUACAACUCCCAUCAUACUUUGUGAUUGGCCAUGCUUGCUGGGGCUGACAGGCACUGCAGUGCAGAAACAUCUGGAGGGCCAAAGGUUCCCCCAUUCUGGGGUAGAUGGUGUUAGAUGGAUACACGUUACAGAGCAGAAAAGUAGCCGUGUGUAAGGGGGGGCUGAGUACUUAAUACCUCCCAUCAUAUGUUUUCUGUGGCCCCCUGUCUCAUUAGUUCUGUGGAUUUUUAAAUUUAUUUUGUGCUGUUUCGUAUCAACUUUAUGUGAAGGUGAUUGCUCUUGAGGUGGACACUCUUAUCAAGGGUGAGGGUUAUCAAGUAGAAGGAAUAACUUUAAAGGAACCAAAUGACUUCAUAAAGAGCCUCUCCUGCAUUUUAAACAACUGGGACAUCUGUUUGAUAGUUAAUAAUAUCUGAGUUUCACAUUUUUAUGGUCACACUCGGAUUAAUAGUUUGAGAAAAUAUGAUAUCCUUGUAAAUGGGGAGAUGAGUGAGAGAUUCCAGUCACAUUAUAUUCUCCUCAAAUGCAGGAACAAGCCUUGUUGAGCUGUGAAUGGUCUCUCAUUGGCACUUAGCUAUCAACAUGGUCAAUUAAGCAAACUUAGCCACUGUGGAAAGAGUGGUUGUUUGCCCAUUAAACAAGAAGCCCAGUUAUUCAGAAGUAGGAAUGAAGGGCAAAAAUGAACUCUUAACAACCUUAGCUCCUCAAAGAUCUGCCUGAGGCCAAAUUAUUAGAUGUUAGCCACCUAACAAUCAAUUUUUCAUUUUUGAUAACAUAAUCAGCUUGCAGACUUGGCAAAUUUUCUAAAGAGACGAUGGUUAUUCAAUCUUCUUUCUCCUAUAUUUAGCCCUUAUGAGUGUCCUUGAGUACCAUAUUUGCUGCAUAGCAGAACAUACAUCAACCUUACAAUUAACUAGAAGUCACAUUUCUUCCAGCCUUUGAGAUUGCUGAUGGUGCUAUUGCAAAUAUUCGUAGUUUGCCCAGACUUUUUCAUCUUUCCAAUUAAUAAGAAAAAUAUCCUUUGUAUUAUGAAUGUAAAUAUAUUUAAUAAAGGUGAACCAUGGGCCAGGCUACAACCCCA